Messenger RNA from Quercus robur (English oak), 1044 nucleotides. RefSeq names its product protein NDR1-like. The transcript has a single exon. NCBI's taxonomy places the organism in Eukaryota, Viridiplantae, Streptophyta, Magnoliopsida, Fagales, Fagaceae. The record is from RefSeq and is a predicted model, not a curated record. Gene Ontology annotation, biological process: defense response to other organism. The coding region runs from base 243 to 863 and encodes 206 amino acids.
CACAACCCCCAAAAGUGAAAAGCCUCAGCUAGCAACAAAAAAAUAAAACAAAAAUAGUACAAUAGCUUUAUAAAAGAAAAAAGACCAAGACCUCAAUAAUUCCCAAAACAUAUGCUUCUCUUUCUAGCCUCAUCUUCUUCUUCUUCUUCUUCAUAACUUUCUUUAAAGCUGAACUAAGCUUAGCUCCUCAUCACUUUGUCAUAGUAACCCCCCCUCCCCCCCCCCCCAAAGAAAAACCAAACAUGUCUGAUCAGCCUGGUGGAUGCUGCCGAUGUUGUUGCAGUUUCAUAUUCACUCUAGGCCUCACAGCUCUAUUCAUGUGGCUAAGUCUACGUACAGACAACCCCACCUGUUACAUCCAAAAUUUUUACCUCCCAGGCCUAAACAAAACCUUAAACAACACAGCAAACAACACCCUAGUUAUUGAGCUCAGACUAGAGAAUGGCAACAAGGACAAAGGGAUUUACUAUGACGCCAUUAACCUCACUUUCUAUGACUUUCCCAAUAAGUCACAUCUCAUGGGGAACUACACCAUUCCUGGGUUCUACCAAGGGCACAAGAAAAAAGCCACAAGACAACCGCCUGUGGAGCUCAACAAGACACUGCUUUUGCAGGCUACUUAUCCAAAUGGGACUGCAAAUUUUCAUGUGGAUUUGGCCACGGCUGUGAGGUUCAAGAUCAUGGCUUGGAAGACUAAGAGGCACAAGUUGGAUGUUGGGUCUGAUGUGGAAGUCAAUGACCAAGGCAUCAAAACCUACAACAAGAAAAUCAAGCUCCGGUCAGGCGCAUCAGAGCAUAAACGCUAUUGUGCGCAGAUGGGGGCUUUGGUUAGUUUGGUGGUCUUGGUUUUUCUUGACUUUUGAUGAUGACUUUUUUUCCAUAAUUUCAAGUUAUUUGAAUUUUUGGAGGUUGGUUUUGUUGUUUUUAAUUGUGUUAUUUUAGGGUUUUGGAGAAAUGUUGUUGUGAAUUUUUCGGAACACUUUUUGCACAUGGAAUUGUUGAAUUCUUUUGGUUGGAAAUGAAAUUUUGUUACCAUUCUUUGGU